AAUGUUCAAAUGACGUAUCUGAUGACGUAGCUGAAGACGGUCGAAGCCUCGAACAGACCGUACCACGUGACCGGUUCAGGAAGUGGAUCGAGCAGUUCAAUUCCCGAUUUAAGCGGCACAAAGCGCAAUGGAGGUCCCCCGUUUUGUCACGUUUUGUGAGCAUUUGGGACCGUUUUGUGAGCAGCUGUGUGUCGAUUAUCGAUUACUGUUGUCAUGGAGCCAUCGAGAGAGAGAAAGUUUCCCCGGUUUGGGAACACUUCAAUCUCAUCUCUGCCAACAAGGUGAAGUGCAGGUUGUGUUCGAAAGAGCUCAGAUACAACAACAACACUUCAUCUAUGUUGAGGCACUAUUGGGCCCUGCAUGAGACGAAGGAGACCGGUCCUGAGCAGCCCAGCAUCGAUGAUAGGAGUGGUGUGGACGAUGCUUUGGUUGACAUGGUCAUCCUUGACUCUCAGCCCUUCUCCUUUGUGGAGGACAAGGGGUUCAAGAAGCUUGUUGCUGCUUUGAACCCUGGCUAUGUUCUUCCUACCAGACAGGCUUUGAAAGCCAUGGUGGAGAAGCGGUAUGAGGAGCUCAAAGAGAAGGCCAAAGUGUUGGUGUCAACUGCUUCAGCAGUUAGUCUCACAUCAGACAUGUGGACGUCCAUCAACACGGAUGCCUGUCUGGCUGUGACUGGGCAUUUCAUUGACACUAGCACAACGUUGCAAACGGUUGUGCUGGGAGUCGUUCAUUUUCCGCAGUCCCAUACAGCGGAAAAUUUGGCCCAGGUGAAGUCCAGGCUCAUGUUGGAGUGGGGCAUCACCGACAGAGUCACUUGUUUAGUGACUGAUGGCGCACCAAAUAUGGGGGCCUGCAGCCGGCACCUUCAAUUGCGUAACACAAAUUGUGUGGCGCAUACAUUGAACCUCUUUAUUAAAAAGGCUAUUGAGCAAAAUCCUGUGCUGUCCAAAAUCCGCAUUGAUGCAAGGAGGCUAGUGGGAUAUUUUAAGAGCAGCACAACUGCGAAGGAGCGGCUGAGCCAAAUGCAAGUUCACAUGGGCCAAACAACCCUGAAACUUGUGCAAGAGGUCGACACUCGGUGGAACAGCACCUUCCAUAUGCUCCAGCGGCUCCAUGAUAUGAAGGAGCCCGUUGGAGCAGCAUUGGCAGGCCUGAGGACCGAGAUAGCGCCACUCACAAUGGAGCAACUCUGAAAGUCCUGGCUCCCUUCAAUGACGCUACUGUGGAGCUGUCUGAGGAGAAGAGGGUGUCAGGAUCGAAGGUGAUUCCCCUUCUUUCCAUGUUAUGCCAUUCCCUAGAGGAAGAGGAGAUUGGCAUUCUUCAAAUGCUGGAGUCCAGAGACAUGGCAGAGACUCUGAGGCACCAAUUAAAAGACAGACUUAACAUCAUACAAACCAUGAGUGUGCACUCACUGCCGACGCUGCUAGAUCCCCGAUUUAAAAAAAUCGGCUUUCAUUCUCCCAGCAGAGCAGAGGGGGCAGAAAAGAGACUUGUGGCAGAGUGUGCUGCAAUUGUAAGGGCCACAACACCUACCUCCUCUGCUGCCUCCUCCUCUUCCACCUCCUCUUCCCCCUGCUCCAGCUCCCCAUCAUCCCCAACCAUACCAGAGGCUCCUCACUCUACAAGUAAAGGCAGCAAACUGUGGCAGUGGUUUGACAAGAAUGCCAGUCAAACACGCUCCAGCUGCACGGCAGACUCCAUUGUGGAGGUGAAAAUGUACCUCGCAGAGCCUAACAUUCGUAGACAUGAUGAUCCCCUCCGCUAUUGGGGGGACAAACAAAUGAUAUACCCACACUUGUACACUUUGGCAAAAAAAUACCUGUGUACCCCCACCUCAUCUGUCCCAUGUGAAAGGGUUUUUUCAAAGGCGGGGGAAAUUCUGUCCAAGAAAAGAAAUAGACUAAGUCCAAAAACAGUUGAAAAAAUUCUAUUUUUGAAUAAAAAUAAUUAAUAUUCCAUUUUGCCUUGUGUGUGUGUACAUCUUAUCCAUGUCUUCUCAAACACUAUGUUUUAUAU
Molecule: messenger RNA, 2016 nt
Organism: Synchiropus splendidus (mandarinfish)
Lineage: Eukaryota; Metazoa; Chordata; Actinopteri; Syngnathiformes; Callionymidae
Product: zinc finger BED domain-containing protein 4-like
Exons: 6
Coding region: 336-1193 (285 amino acids)
Source: RefSeq, a predicted model, not a curated record